Messenger RNA from Psilocybe cubensis, 342 nucleotides. RefSeq lists its product as uncharacterized. The transcript has 2 exons. Bases 1 to 342 code for a protein of 113 amino acids. The record is from RefSeq and is a predicted model, not a curated record. Lineage: Eukaryota; Fungi; Basidiomycota; Agaricomycetes; Agaricales; Agrocybaceae.
AUGCCGACCUGCACACUCCCUUUUGAGAUUUUGCUCGAAUUUGUGAACGAUACAGAAGAGUCCUCCACGCUGCACCUGACUCGCGGGGGUGACGACACCUUUUCAGCCAAUGCCACAAUAUUGCUUCAACCAUCAGAGAGCAUUUCUUUGGUCCUGAAUGCAGGGUCUAUAUAUCAGUAUAUAUUAAAGCAAAAGAACCGAAAGGGACAUGUUUCAGUGAGAGUGUGGAAAGACGUCCGAAUCACGGCUACAGAUGUUUUUGUCAGGAAGACAUACAAUCUAUCGCCCGGAAUGCCUGCCCUGCCGUCGCAAGGCAUCACUGUUGUGUGCCAGACCGGCUGA